UUAGUUUCAAAUAUGUUAAGUUAUAUUUGAGAUUUCUUAAUAAUAAUAAUAUUACUUAAUAAUAAUAUUAUAAUUAUGUUAAAAGAAUAUUAUAGUUUAUUCUUGUAAUUAUUUCCAUUUAUUUUUCAUGGUUUCAACAGUUUCACAUAUCAUAUUGUUAUCCAAUGAUCCAAUUUAUUCUCAACACACUUAUUACACAUUUAUUUUUUAUUUUAUUUUUUAUAAUAAUCAAUCUAGUAGACGAGUUAAUUAACAAAAACUCAGUAGUGGUGCAUGCAUGUCUCGUAACGUGAAUUAUAAAGGUGGAGGGAGAUGAGUGAAGUUUUUCAAAGUGAUAACAAUAUAACCUAACAUUAAAAAACGAAGUCAUAAUAAUGAUAAAAUUAGAUUCUAUUAAAAACGUCGCCAUGUAUAUUCAUUUACGUUCAUAUAAAUAGGCAUUAUCUCAACACUUUCUCAUUCUCUACAAUCACACAACCAAAACUCUUUAUCCUUCCAAGACACACCGAUUAAAGAAUUAACGUAUAUAAUGGCAAACGGCGGCGAUCUUACCGCCACAGGAGCAUCCAUCAAACAAGAGCCUCCGGUGGUUCCUCCUCCUCGUCGACGUGAAAUCCCCACCGCCAAUAUCCCUCCUCCAAGAUUCGCCGCACCAAAUAGAGUCAAUCUUACUGAAGAGAAUCAAUCUUUACUCAACUCAUUUCGCUCCUCCGCCGCCAUGACUCCUCAAGAAACAGACGCGUGCAUGCAGUCCUUGUUCAACGUAAUCACUAGCAACGAAGAAGACGGUGCGGCUCAGUUUAGAGAAGUGAUCUCAAGAUUAGACGAGGGAAACGAUCUUCGGAAGAUGGCCUCGUUGCUGACGUCAGAUCUCAAUCGUUUCUUGGAGAUGGCAAUAGACGAUAACGGCUCGAACCGCAUACAAGAGCUACUCGGAAUAAGAGACGACGUGGACACCUUCUUCUACAACGCUAUCUUGAGCCGCUUCAACCACAUCAUGACCGACUAUGAGGCGUCCCGCGUUGCGAUGCAAGGGAUGCGAGUUUUCAGCGAGGAGAAGAAGACAGGAAUGUGCAACUACGUUCGCCACCACGCGGUUCACCUGGCGUGUGACCGAUGCGGCUACGCCGUGCUGAAACAAAUCAUAAACGUCUGGUCCAGCUUGGGCCAUUUUGUCUACAGAGACCAGCUCUUGUACGUAGUCGCGCAGAACGCUCUAGACUUGAGCUACCAUGCUCGUGGGAACUACGUGGUCCAACACGUGCUUCAGCUGAAUGACUUGCGUUCCACGCGUAACGUUGCAGUUAGCCUUAGUGGCCAUUACUUUGGCCUCUCAUUUACGAAGUUUGGAAGCUACGUCGUGGAGAAGCUUUUGGAUACGGAGGAGGCGGCGGUUAUGGUGGUGGAAGAGUUUCUCCGGUGUGAAGGAGAGAGUUUGGUGGGGCUUGCGACGAGUGCUUACGGGAACUUCGUGGUGGUGAAGGCACUGAGGGUGAUGCGGGAGAGGAAUAGGAGGUAUCAGUUUUGGGGUUUGGUGAAUAAGCUCAGGCCCCACGUUCAUCUCUUGCGUGGACGCAACGUUGGUGCAUUCUUGUACUGGCUUCGUUAGAUUUGUCUCAAUGGCCUGCAGGUUCUUUUUUUUGAUCAAACAACAAUUCCAUUAACUUAAAGUCUCAACCUCCAUCAGCGGAGGAAAUACAAAGUAGAAAGGCACAACUUGCCAUAUUACAAACACAAGAAAACACAACACAUACAUGUGAAUCCUCAAAAAAUAAGAUAAGGGAUCAAAUAGCUAAUAAGAUCCAAUGAACAUCAGAAGACCAACUCUCUGAAAGAAGGCGACUGAGUUCAUGGCAGUCUGACUUGCAAACCAGCUGAGAAAUGCCCAAAAGGGCUAGACCCUCUGCAACAAAGGCAGUGAGGUCAUGAUACCGGGACAAUGAGCAACCAAGUCUUCGUGAGACCAAAUAAAUCUGAUGCAAUGUAAGGAAGCAAAUACUGUUGCUUUUCUUUCCAAAUUGCCACCAAUGGUUAGAAAACAUUACAUACACCUCCACAUUUAAAUCACAGACAUAUAAAACCCUGCAUACUGCAGAAAAGGAAUGAGCCAAGGCAACAUAAUUGCUACUGAAGAACCUGAGAACAGAGGAAUGAGACCCCAAACCAACCAAG
Molecule: messenger RNA, 2172 nt
Organism: Brassica napus (rape)
Lineage: Eukaryota; Viridiplantae; Streptophyta; Magnoliopsida; Brassicales; Brassicaceae
Product: putative pumilio homolog 20
Exons: 1
Coding region: 530-1609 (359 amino acids)
Biological process (GO): post-transcriptional regulation of gene expression
Cellular component (GO): cytoplasm
Molecular function (GO): mRNA binding
Source: RefSeq, a predicted model, not a curated record